GGAAUGGAAGCGGGCGAAGGAAGACCACGGUGUAUUCGCUUGUUGCAUAUGAAUUGAAGGUCGUCUGUUUGGGAUGGCUGCAAGAUGUUGCAUGCCAUGGGUCGCCUCCAAUGGACACUGUAUACACUAUUCUAAGACCACCCUCAUUUCAGAUUGUUGCUUGUACUGUCUGUACGGGUGAUCGCUGCCCCACCAUCACCUUCUUAUUAUUUGGACUGUUGCUUCUUUUCAAGAGCAGCAUCGACCAAAGAGCUCAAAUCGCUUGCUCGCGCUGUUUGGCGCUCUUGGUCCACUAGUCGAACGUCUCGUUCCAUUUCGUAGUGGACUGGCUUUGCGACUUUGGUAGCUUUUGCCGUUGUAUCUGCUUGCUCUUUUAGUUUUUGCAACUCCUUUUGACGACUCUUUGCUUUGUUAAUUGCCGCACGAACCGCAUUCUUGUCGAGCAGUACAAAACCCCCGAGUUCCUUUUUGCGUCGACCAUCGCCCGUCAGUUGCUGCAAGACGUCUUGCAUCCAAACCAGGUCUUGUUGAGAGCCAACUGCAACUUCCGAGAGGUCCAGAUUGUGGACCAAAAUGUCUUGCAGCUUGGCGCUACUCACUGUGGUUAAGAACCGUCGGGUUUGUUCCAUGGUCUUGGGGAGACCCAGAAAGGCGCGAUAAUGCUUCGGCCAAGACAAGGAACGCAACAAGGGCCAUUUCAAAAUGGUGGCAUUGGCCAUCAAGAAGUCGUCCACUUGCUGGCGGACUUGUACUGGUAGAUCAUCUUUGGGAGCAGCGGAAACGGCUUCUAACAAACUAAAGAGGGCGCUUUUGGUGGCGUCUUUGGCGGUGGGAAUGUCCGUCUCUCCGGCGUUGUUCUGCUCGUCGAUUCUCGCAGCGAGAUCCUUCUGCAAAGAGGCGAUGCAAUUUGCUGUUGGUGCUGCCGCCAUUGUAGCUUGCUUGCUUGAUUACUUCACUGUACUGUAUCCACUGGACUGUGAGCAAUAGGCAUACGAAGAGCUCGCGUACCUGGUGCUAUUAGGCUUUGCCGUGUGAUUUACCGUAAUAUGACAUACCGUAUGCCAUACGAAGGUUGUUGCCGAACUGGAAGACCCGGAUUUUAAGAUUGGAACUAGCUCAGUUGUGCGCCUGAGUGACUCGAAGGAUGCUGCAAUAUUAUUUAAGCUUUGCAUCCAAUUUUCUUAAGUUGCACCAUGCACAAGCACCCUCGAUUCAUUGAAGUAGAAGGAGAAGAAGACUUCUACGCCAACAACACCGCCUUGAAAGAUUUUCCAAGGGAAAAAGUUUCAAAGCCAUUCUACGAAGCAAUUCAGCAAGUGAAAACCAAGCGCCUUUUCACCAGCAACAACAUGAAAGGAUUCAACACGUUCUUCGCACCUUGGGCAAUCGGAUUGCUGGCUGUGGUCGGCGCAUCUGCUGCUUCGGCCGUCCUCAAAGAACCAUCUCGUCGUCUCCGAGAAUCGCCACACUUCUUGCGUCCUCGGCAGUUCGCCGCGACCGAAGCGUCAACGCCACGGGGCGAAGCGAUCGAGAGUCGCCGCCUGUCCUCCACGAGCUGGAUCCCAGUCGGAGGCCCCCGAAAAGGGAAGGAGAACGGAGAAAACUUUGGAUACGAUGUUGCCCUGUCGGCGACCGGGACGAUCAUGAUUGCAUCUGCGCCAUUCGCCGAUAUCGGUGGAGCCAACAUUGGGCACGUUCGAAUCUACCAGUUCUUGAAGCCAUCUGGCGUUUGGUCUCUGGCAGGCGAGAUCCGAGGAGAGCGUCCUCUUGACGAGUCGGGAACUUCCGUCGACGUCUCUUCCGAUGGUACGCGAAUCGUCAUUGGUGCUCCCAACAACGACGGCAAUGGAGCGGAGAGUGGUCAUGCACGAGUCUUCUUCUACAAUUUGACGACCACUUCUUGGGACCAACUUGGUCAGGAUUUGGAUGGCGAGGCCAGUGGAGUGCGGGCUGGAACAUCGGUUGCUAUGAACUCGGACGGUACCAUUGUGGCUGUCGCACAGCCCUAUUCGUCGCUGGUGUUCCCAAAUGGUACAUCCAUCCAAAACACCGGCUCGGUUGCCGUCUACAAGUACUCGACACGACACUCGAAUUGGACGCAGCUUGGGCCCACCAUUCGAGGAACUACACAGGAUAUGCUGUCUGGCUUCUCUUGUGAUAUCAACGCGGAAGGCAACGUGCUAGCUGUGGGCGGGCCACACUACGCUCACAGUGGAGUCACGGGUCUUGGACAAGUAAGUGUAUACCGAUACUCCCACAUUGAAAACGACUGGCUGCUGAUGGGCAGCCCCAUCACCGGAGCACAAGAUUGGGAAGAGCUGGGAUAUUCUCUAAAACUUGCUCUUGACGGCCGGAUAGUAGCAAUCGGACGCCCAACUCUCCAUGCCUUUGGACCGAGAAGUGGAGCAGUACAUGUUUAUAGAUAUCAAGGAACCAGCAAUACAUGGAACCCGGUCGGUGAUCUCAUUGUGGGCGCGAGUCAAGACGAUCUCUUUGGCGCGAGCUUGAGCCUCUCUGCCGAUGGGACAAGGCUCGUCGCCAAAGGAAACAAAGGGACACGACAAUUUUCAUUCAUAAACGGAACCUGGACUCAAGUUGGCGGUUUUAUCGGGGCUGCCAUGCCUGAUCGAGUCGCUCUGUCUGCUGACGGGAAAACGAUUGCCUCUGGCGACGUCAAGAGCGGGUCAGUUGGAAGCGUGAGCGUCUUCCAAUAUCCAGACCAGAUCUACGACAUCCACCUUAUCAAUGUCCACAGCUCCUUUAGUGAUCAAUUGGAUCUUCCAGAAGUCGAACUUGACUACGCGGUCACAAUUCUAGCGAACAACGGUGUCGGUUACUUCAACAUGACCAUCCUUGAUCAUGAAAGCUGCACCAUCAAAGACACUUCGGGAGCCAUCAAGCCUCGCCUCGAUGCCAACGGCACAAUCGGGACUUAUGCCGUGUCUGAUCUUACAGUGAAGAUUGACGUGGACAAGAGACUCAUAACGCAGACACCUUACUAUACCGCGUCCGCAGAUUUUAUGUCAGGAGUGCUUAGAUUCUGCGCCAAGAUGGAGUACUUUGACCCUUCCAGCCAGGCUUUGGCCACGGCGAAGAAUAAGAUCAAACUGGAACUGAACCAACUCGCGAAGUUUGAAAUGGUCAACAUGGAUGGAAGCAGGCUACCUUCCGCCUUGGAAACGGUUCAUUACGUCGACUUCGAUUACGCCACGACAACUUACAUCUGCGACAGGACGAAUCGUCCAAUCACCCCCGCACCUCGCCGCCCUGGUCAAAGCCUAAGGUUCUGUGUUCGAACUCCGGUCCACUCGGAAGUGGAAGUCAAAAGUGUACGCAAUGUGUUCUUUUUGAAUACAAUGGUUCCUUUGCUGACCAUCAAAGUGAUUGACGAAGCGGGAAGAGCCAUCGCCCCUCAGGUUAGCAUUACUUGUUUGGAGGGGAUUUGCAACAUCAAGACAGUGACCUUUGGGGACCUCUACGAAUACGACGUUGGCAACAACGGUACUCUUGUGGACGUUUCGAAUGGCGUUUUUGUCGAGGGGCAGGCAGUGCUAAGCUUUGCGGAGAGCAGGCGACGCCGUCUCGCGACCGAAGGCGAUUGGCAUGACAUGGAAACAUUUCCCGGCGAUGGGAUUACCCUGGAUGACUCCCUUAUGAAGGCAGUGAUUGCGGCGGAAGGAGAAGAAGCCACAACAGGCUUUCAAUUGAAAGCCAACCUUGCAGCACCCAGAUCUGCGUGUUCUGUUUCAUCUUUGAGUUGCGUAUUCAUUACUGGAAUCUGCAGCGCCGUGUUGAUGAUGAUGAAUUAGUUCUAUUUGGGCGGUUGCGGAUGUGCCCAAGGUGGAAACUUGCAUGUGCCGUGCAUUGUAGGCUCUUGGAUGAAGAGGAACUAGUGAGCUGUCGUAAACUGAUCGAUAUAUUUGUCUUUAC
Molecule: messenger RNA, 3930 nt
Organism: Seminavis robusta
Lineage: Eukaryota; Bacillariophyta; Bacillariophyceae; Naviculales; Naviculaceae
Source: the annotation of a GenBank genome assembly